Messenger RNA from Pristis pectinata (smalltooth sawfish), 3031 nucleotides. Its product is annotated as polyubiquitin-like. The record is from RefSeq and is a predicted model, not a curated record. Lineage: Eukaryota; Metazoa; Chordata; Chondrichthyes; Rhinopristiformes; Pristidae. The coding region runs from base 104 to 379 and encodes 91 amino acids. The transcript is spliced from 2 exons. Gene Ontology annotation, molecular function: protein binding.
AGUCAUUAAACCCUUCCUAAACUGAAAGUGAAACUCAAUUGUUUUUAAAAGGCUUUGAGAGCUACGGAGGAACUAGAACUUGAAAAACCCUUGCAAGAACAAAAUGGGAAAAAUCUAUCAAGUAUUUGUGAAGGGGCUUAAAGGAGAAACAACCACCAUUGAUGUUUCACACUCAGAAAAAGAAUUCAGUGAGAUGAAGGUUCUGAUGUUCAAAAAGAAACUACUGGAAAACUUGCCACCAGGAAAAGUUCAAGUGGAGGAUCUCCGCCUCCUCUUUGCUAAUGAACAACUGGAAGAUGACAAAAAGUUCUCUGACUAUCAGCUCAAGGAUAAAUCCACAAUAAUGAUGGUGUUGCGUCUGCCUGGAGGAGGAAUAUAAUGCUAAGAAUGUGUAGAAUGCUGAAGCCAUCACCAGGAUCUGCUGUUUCUGUAUCAAUAGGAACAUUCACCUCGAUGCUACCAACACGGAAUGCAAAUCCAACAAUAGGUUUCAUAUCUUUACCAGUUUUUGUUAAAAAUACUUUAAAUAUAACUCUGGUGGUACUUUAUGUGGAGAUUAAUUACAAGGAAUGUGUAAUCCAUCAGUUCUAAUUACAUUUCCCAAAUAUGUAAGGGUCUUUAAGUCUGUUGUCCAUUUGUUUUCUUGGGAAAAUCCUCACAAAGUAUUAAAAACAUGAAUUUAUGUUAUUGCUAGAAAAUUCCCAAUGAUGUUCCAACAGAUUUUUAGUUGCUUUGAAGUUAAAUUUAUCUUUAUAACUCUUUCUGUCAUUGUAAACAAUAACUUAAAGUUUACAUAACGUGUUUCUGCAAAUUAAUCUCAUUCUUAUAUCUUAUUCCUAAUAAAUAUUAGUAAAAAUACCACACAUACAAGUAGCAUAUAUAGGUUGCUUCCCAAUAUAACCUUGUAAAAUUAUUAUUAAUAAUAAUAUUCUAACUAACUUGAUUGAACAGCAGUAAGUGAAAUUAUGGAUGUAGAUGUUGAAUAAUAUGAUGGCAAUCAGUAAAAGCUUUUUCAGUUUCAACAUAAGUUAAUCAGCAGAAAAUUAGCUGACUGACACUGGCAAUGUAAGAUGCACAAUCAUUUCACCUUCUAAAUGAGCAGAUCAUCUCACUAUAAUAAUCAGGAAAUUAAUUUGAUCAAACCUAAUAGACAACAGGUAAUUUCAUCAAUAGAUAACUAAUCAACUGUAGAACUAUAGAAAGAUUCCAGAGAAAAGUCCACAUGCAAAAAAACACAAAGGCAAUCCAGGCAAAAUUUAUUCUUUGGUGUAAGUGUGCAAUUCCCUUGGUGCUCAGCAAUCCCUAAUGCAGUGUGGCAGUCAGCUUGAGUGGCACUCAAAAGCCAGUGCUGGACUCAGUGGUAUGCAUGAAAGGCCAUGAGACUGGUCUCCAUGUGUGCUAAUGGCAUGAGUUUUACAGGCAUAUCCCCAAAGCUAUCCACUUGUGUGGGUUUAAUCCAUGAGUUAAAUUUAUCAGGUUUGAGCCACAGCAAAAACAUAGCCAAUGGAGCCAUGAUUCCUGAUGUUUACUUGCCACAUGCAACGUACUCCCAGGGGCAAGGCCUCAGAAAAUCUAUAAUCCACAGGAAGCAUUUUUAAGACUUACAACAUGUGUACAAUUAGUCUUCUUUCCUACUAAAUAUAACAUUAGCUUAGUGAGACAUUUUAAAAUCUGGAAAUCUAAAUUUCAAAUUGUUAAGUUGUUAUGUGCUUCAGGCUUCAAUUACCGCAGAACCUUAGUCCUUAUUGCCUUUACUUCCUUCUGAUGGUGACAGUGACAGCAUCAACUAGAGUGCUGAGCUUCAUGAAGAGCUCAAUGUCACGGUGCAGGUUUUCUGGGAUAGAAGUCCAGUGAGUGAAUCGGAAGAACAACAAUCCAGUUCAGAAGCACACCAUUGCUGGAGUAGAUUAGCCAAUUGGUGCCAGCGUUUGUGGGUGUAACUGUUGGUGGCCCAGGGGAAAUCGGGCCCAUUAUUUGUUAUAUUGGUGCAGAUCUUCCACUACUCCAAGUUUGUCUUCCACUUCCGUUUAGGAAUCCCCACUUCUUCCAGUGUAUUCCCAGUCUUCCACUGAGAGGCUGGCUCAAUGACAUUGGCAUGACCCAGCACAAUGUAGCAUAACAGCUUCUCUGAUGGAAAUGGCCAGCAGCAUCCACAGAAUAAAUUGACAGUCAGUGAGGUUCCACUCGAGGCUCACUGACUACAAAAGAGGUCACUCAAAUUCAAUGUUUGUGAAUGUGACAUUCACAGACACUUAAAAAACCCAGGAAGUAUCAAAAAUGGAAACAAUUCAAAAAAGUAUAUAUAUUUUUUAAAGUCACACACAUUUAAAAGCAAUUAAAAACAUUUAAAUUAACUGUGUUACGGACUCAGUGAAAGUCCCUUUAAGAUAGAGAGUGUGUGUGUAUGUGUGUGUGGGGUGUGCUUACGUCAAUAGAAGAUAAAGGACGUAAUGACGUUGUUGAAGAAGUCAGAAGAAGAAGAAGGAGAGAGAGAGAAGGGAGAGAGACACCAGCCUGCUUGUUUUCUCUAUCAAUGGAUGAGAAACAAUAACUGUGUUUGCCACUGAAAUCCAUGUAUGGAAGUUGGAAGUAAUCCGGUGGAGUUCACUUUGUUGCUGACCUGUAGAAGGAAACAGGUAUUCGUGUGUGGACGACCACGGUUCGGAUGCUUUUCGGGGUGAGGAAGUCACUACCGAGUAAACACUGAAGUGUCGUUUGGGUUCCAUCGUGGAACAUUUGGAUUUCGUAUGUACUCUCUCUCUGUUUUUCUACAUUUACAUCUUAUCUUCAGACAACGGUGGUUGUUGAAGAAGCCCUUGCUCAUGUUUCACCUUAUGGCUUGCGGAACUGAACUUUAAGAACCAUUCCGGAACUGGGAGUUUUGGACUUUGUCACACACACACACGAAGAGUUUAGUUUUGGGGUUAACGUUCGAGGUUUAACAUUUUUGAAUUCUAACAUACUAACAUUUUUACUUCUAUUUUACGUAUUAUCAUAAGUAGUGAUUAAUAAAAUAGUUUUUAACACUGAA